AUGGAACCUUUUCCUGUCCCAGUCGUUAAGCUGUUAGUCCACCAGCUGACACUUGUGAAUCAACUCCUCCCAACAAACCCAUACUCUGCCACAAAAGCUGAACCUAAUGUGAGGAGUUAUUUAUAUUGUGAAGAUGUUGCAGAAGCUUUUGAAGUCAUUCUUCACAAGGGAGAGGUAGGUCAUGUUUACAAUAUCGGGACAAAGAAGGAGAGGAGAGUUAUUGAUGUUGCCGAACAAAUAUGCAGACUUUUUUCCAUGGACCCAGAGAAAAACAUCAAGUUUGUAGAGAACAAACCAUUUAAUGACCAGAGCAACAAUCUGGUUGAAGCGGAUUGGGGAUUAUCUUUAAAGGAAGAAUUGAAAUUCCAGAAGCGACUUAUAAAUCUUAAGAAGUCUGCAAUUAAAAGCAUUCAAACAAGAGAUGGAGAUAUAUACGACUGUAUUGAUUUCUACAAACAACCUGGCUUUGAUCAUCCUUUUUGGAAGAAUACUACAUUUGAGAUGAAACAUAAGUUGUUUGUAGAAGGAAUGAGAGCCAAAAGGAAUUUACCAUUAAAUAUUGGGCUAAAAGGUGCAGGUUGUCCUUAUGGAACAGUUCCUAUAAUAAGAAUCAAUAAAGAUGACUUGGCAAGAGCAAAAAUGCUUUCAACAAUAUAUUCUUCAAAUAUAGAUGAAGAACCUGGACAUCAUUAUGCAAUACUUCGAACAAAAACUGACCCCAAUAGGAAGCUUGUUGGAAUUGAAUCAUAUUUUAGCUUAUAUAAUGCAAAAGGAGUCAUUGGAUCUCAGUAUAGUGAAUUCCGGAUGGCACUUUCAAAUGGUUUUGACACUAUAAAAACAGGUUUCACGAUUGAUGGAAGAACACAAUGUUUCAAUCAACAUUGUCCUGGAUAUGUGCAAAUAAAUUCUCAAAUACCUCUAGGUUGGGCGACAAAAGAGAUUUCUGUUGUAGGUGGAGAACAAUUUUCCAUUAAAUUGCGAAUCAAUAAGGAAAUACAUGGCGGGCCAAAUUCAACAAUUUUUUUUUGGACAUUAUACUUUGAUGAGGAGAAUUCUGUAAUUGGCUUUUGGCCCCCGGCAAUAUUUGGGAAAUUGAGUGAGUUUGGGAAUCAAGCCGAUUGGGGAGGAGAAGUGUAUAGUCCACUAGAUCAGCCUAGUCCCCCUAUGGGUAGUGGCCUGAGGUAUACAAGAUUUAGAGCUUAUAGUCGGCGAAUUGCAGCUGCGUAUGAGAAUGCAAAGUUUCAUUUUGUCAAUCCAAUAGAUACAGAGGUGUAUGCGUCUAAUCCACGUGCAUACAAUAUUCAUGAUUUUGGCUAUUAUGAUGAAUAUUGGAGACGUACUAUUUCUUAUGAUGGUCCUGGCGGAAUCAAAGGAGCUUGA
Molecule: messenger RNA, 1380 nt
Organism: Alnus glutinosa
Lineage: Eukaryota; Viridiplantae; Streptophyta; Magnoliopsida; Fagales; Betulaceae
Product: protein neprosin-like
Exons: 7
Coding region: 1-1380 (459 amino acids)
Source: RefSeq, a predicted model, not a curated record